Ctenopharyngodon idella (grass carp) is the source of this 3410-nucleotide messenger RNA. RefSeq names its product beta-1,4 N-acetylgalactosaminyltransferase 1-like. NCBI's taxonomy places the organism in Eukaryota, Metazoa, Chordata, Actinopteri, Cypriniformes, Xenocyprididae. Bases 336 to 1781 code for a protein of 481 amino acids. The record is from RefSeq and is a predicted model, not a curated record. Gene Ontology annotation, biological process: UDP-N-acetylgalactosamine metabolic process; UDP-N-acetylglucosamine metabolic process. Gene Ontology annotation, molecular function: hexosyltransferase activity. Gene Ontology annotation, cellular component: Golgi membrane. The transcript is spliced from 12 exons.
UUGAUCUGUUCCACCACUACAUCAGUUACAGUUAAGUAGAAUUAUUUGUAUUCAGUUUUGUUGUAGGCACUAAAAAAGUCCAGUAGUUAUAGAUUUAUGGGUGUCCGGGCCACCCAUAUGAAAAUUCCCUCGCUCCGCCACGGAGCCAAAACAAUAAAGAAAUCUGAAUGGCCCACGGCAUUCAUUAUUAGCUAUAGCCUACUUGUUAGGAGAGUUCAGUGAAUCACUGGCAUUUUCACCACUGCACCGCAUAAACCUGUUGAGUAGCUUUUAUAUUGACUCAGCGUCCGGAGAUAGUAUUCAUUUUCCUUGCGGAAUUAAGAUAAUCCCCAGAAAUGAACAUUCUCCUUAAGUUAUUCCUGACUGGGCUCUGUAUUACUGCAUUAGGUAUUUACAGUAUACAAAGUGGAUUACUUCAUGUUACAGAUGUCACAGGCAGAAUGUUUCCAUCAGGCAAGAGGCAACUCCAAUAUACAGUUUUUCCUAAACAAAGCAUUGGGCCAUUUCCCAGUAAAAAUCGUUCGUCUUGUUCCUGUGAUGGAUAUGCUUUAACUGUGCGGAAUGUGCAAGUGGAUGAACUGGAAGAUCUUCAGAGACGUCGGUUGGAGGAAUACCAGAAUUACCAGAUCAGGAUGGGGACAAAUAUGGACUCGAUUAUACUUGCCCAAGCCAACUCACCCCUCCAGUACCCCACCCAGGGUUUCGUAGUGCCACCUCUUACAAAAAGAUUGAUACCAGGUUUGGCUCUGUAUGCACAAAGAAGACAACUAUAUAAGGUGUCUUUGAGUGUAAAGAGUGGAGUGCUCUCAGUGGAGGAUGUUCUGGAUGAACAGCAGGUGGAUGGACAGGGUCAGAGUGAACUGAGCAUCUUAUCCAGUGACCUCACACAACUCAAUGAUCUGCUGUCCAGAGUGACAUACACCAGCACCAUCUACCAUGUCAAGACUAAAGAUCAGGUUCAUUUUUCUUUUGAGGACCACAAGGCCAUAUUUCCCAUUGUGAUCAAAAGACCCUCAGUUCCCGUUUUAUAUGACCCAGGAACAGAUAUUAACUCACAAGUAACCAUAACAACCAAGACCUUUUUGAGAUAUGAAGAGCUGAACAUCCUCAUCAACAGUAUCCGACAGCUUUACCCCAAAAUCAAGAUCAUCAUAGCAGAUGACAGCCUGACGCCAGAAAAUGUGACUGGCAGCAACAUAGAGCACUAUAUCAUGCCUCCUGCACAGGGCUGGUUUGCAGGCAGGAAUCUGGCUAUUUCUCAAGUCACCACUAAAUACUUCUUGUGGGUUGAUGAUGAUUACAUAUUCAAUAAUGAUACACGGAUUGAAAGCUUUGUGGAGAUAAUGGAGAAAGUUCCAGAACUGGAUGUGGUUGGUGGUGCAGUGGGAAGAAAUCAGUUCUAUUUCCGGCUUCAGUAUGAUGAAGGGGAUGAAGAGGAGGGCGGUUGUCUCAGACGUUUUCAUAGUAAGCACUACCAAACAGUCCCAGGCUUUAAAGGCUGCUUCUUUGUAGACGGGGUCGUCAACUACUUCCUCGCACGGACAGAUGCAGUGCGACGGGUUGGCUUUGAUCCGUUUCUGAAGAGGGUGGCUCACACUGAGUUUUUUCUUGAUGGUCUCGGAGAUUUGCUGAUUGCCUCUUGUAAAGGACUUACAGUUGGCCACCAGAAGAAACGCAAACAAAGCAAAUACAGACACUUUAGGUUUCCAGGACGAAAUGAUGGAAAAAACAAAAUGGCCCAUCAUUACUUCAAGAAUUAUAUGAAAUGCAUCAGGUACUGAGGGACUUUUGAGGAGGAAGAUGGCAAUUCUACCACAGCAAACAGAAUUUAACUUAAUGUCGAAGUGAUUGAAAGAAUGGAUAUGAGGAAUGUUCACAUGAGAAGUGUUUUGGUACUGAAAAGAGUAGUGAAACUGUUUGAAGUUUUACUUGCAUUUUAAAACAAUCAGCUAUUGAAUCAGUGGAAUCGACCAUCAACAAAAAUUUGAACCAAGUUUGUGUCUUCAUGAGAACUGAUCUAAGGGAACAAAUAUUUUCAUCAUAUUUUACACCUUUUAUAUUUAGCACUGUGCUACUGUUAUGACAUAAAAUAAAUACCUUUCAUUGAAUAUAUUAUAUAUAUUCUCAGAAAAAAAAGUGUAAAAAUUUGACCUUUUAAGGGUACAGCGGCUUAUCACUGGGCCAGUACCCAUAAAAGGAUCUUUUUUUUUUAUUAGAGUAACAAUAAGUACCUUAAAGUAUAUUAUGAACGUUUUAGGGGUUUAUGAGGAACAAAGUUGUCUUUUUAAAGAUACUGCCCCAGUGGCUAGCUGUUAUAUCCUUAAAGGUACAAUUUAUGCACAUUUUUGUGAGAGUGCAGUGGUAUAAAUAUGUGCAAUAACGGUCUUACUUUAUCUAAAAAUGCAAAAUGUUUACAGAGUGGGCACAAAAUUCACUUGAACUUGAUGUUUUCAUUUGGAGCAAGUUUUUAAUUGGGCUCCAAGCACUAAAUCAGCUGGAUCUGUGUAUCUUUUCAUAGGAGUUUUUUUUUUUUUUGUCUUCUACAAUAAUAUAAUACUAAUAAUAAUAUUUGUCUUUUUUUUUUUUUCUUUUUGAAGGGUAAAACUUUAACUUUUUUUUUUUUUUUUUUCAAAAAGUUAAAGUUAAACUGCAUGAAGGCCGUUCCUGUGCCUAAAUGUAUUAUUCUUAAUUUAAUGGUGUUGUUGUAUUGCCAUGAUAUGUAAAAUAUGUAAAAACUUAAGAACUCAGCAUGGCUCAUUAUUUUUAUAGAGCUAUGGAUGUGAAAUUUUGUAUACCUGUAUACAUUUAUGAACUUGGACAUAUAUCUUAAAUUUUGAAGGAAUAAUUGAAAGAUCAAAAUAUUGAAUAUUUAAGGAAAGUCUUAUGUAUUUGUUGUUGUUUUUUAUAUAUAUGAUCAUUGCAAUAUUUUUUUUAAUCUUAUUUAAUUCAUUCUGACAUUCUUUUACUUCUUAUUAUGGGAUUGUUGAUGUUAAAUAUGUUCUGUUGUGGCAAACUAUGGCAAUACAGAUAGAUGAAUUCUAAUACUAAUUGUAAAAAAAAAAAAAGGCUGUGAAUUAAUACAAAAUAUUAUAAAAUAUAAGUAAUACAUGCAAUUUUCGUAUAUAUUAAAAAUACAGAGAACACAUAAGAAGCUUGGAUAUUUCACCCCCAAAAUUUGCUUAUUCCCAUUUAAUAUAUUCUGAUUAGAAAGUUGAAAGAAAGUUGAUAACAGCCCUGUCUAUAGCUAACCCAUCCAUUACUGAAUCAUUUCACCUGUUGAAUCAAGGCCUUACUUGCUCACUCGCUGUUGUAUCUACAACUGGGUGGUGCAGUGGGAAACAAACUGUACUAUUUCAACACAUUGUUAUAUGUUGUAUAAAGGUCAGUUAUUUCAGACAACUUCACAGGCA